Molecule: messenger RNA, 413 nt
Organism: Camelina sativa (false flax)
Lineage: Eukaryota; Viridiplantae; Streptophyta; Magnoliopsida; Brassicales; Brassicaceae
Source: RefSeq, a predicted model, not a curated record
GUAAAGUAAAAGCCGCAUUGGGUGCGAGCGGAGGAAUGUACAUCAUCGCCGGUACAACAGAAGUUUUCUUGAAUCAUUUCGUCCACAACAUGGAUCCUCUCUCUUCCGUUGCGGCUCCAAGAAUCUACCACCAGGUGAUUCCGAACAAAGCUCAGUAUGAGAAUUGGACAACAGUGUAUAAUGACCAUUUCGAGAUUCCCAAAGAGACAAGACUUAAGUUGGAGAAGAAAGGUCAUGUCCUAGCGCCAAUCGCAGGAGGAACGAUAUCUCAGUUGAUAGUGGUUCAAGAACCCGAUAAAAGUUCGGGUGGAAUGAGUAAGCUUGUGGCAGUAAGUGAUCCAAGAAAAGGAGGGUACCCUUCAGGAUAUUGACAUCGGAUUUGAUUUCUGUUUUCAAUUAUUAUUGCAUCAAAC